AGGGAGUGCAUGUGGGCUGUCCAAAAAAAGGUUUGGUUGACCCGAGCACAACACAGUAGCCACGCUGCUAACCGCUCAGCUAGCUCCGGUACAGCUAGCUUAGCUACUUCACUGGUACUAACUGACAGCCAGCGAGCUAAGCUAACCCGCCUGUGUCAGACCCGCACUGCUGCUGCUGCUGCUUCUUCACAGCUGAAGUGUUUGUGUCGGCAAGGUUUUUUGGAAACAAUCAGGCAGUAGUUCAUGUACCCAAGAGCCUGACACGUCUCUUCAAUGGCUGCCUCUGGCUCCUCCACCACUGUGCCUGAAGGGUUCCACUAUGAAACCAAGUAUGUGCUCCUCAGCUACCUCAGCCUGCCCCCAUCCUCACACUCAAGGCCUGCAGAAGCAGCAGCUGGACAGACUGCACAGGAAAAGGAUGUGGAUCAGACCAGCAGGAUGAAGCAGGAGAUUGAGGAGGAGCUAAAGCUGCUAGAGGAGGAAAUUACUGCUUCUUUUCCCAGGACAGGCUUUGACCGACACACUUCCCCAGUCUUCAGUCCAGCUAAUCCAGAGAGCUCUAUAGAGGACAGUCUAGCUGUGCUCGGAGACCGUGUCACACGGGACCUGGACACACACCUGGCCUCAGCCAUGCACACACUUCUCAGUGGCCAGCUGGACUAUGAAAGUUUCCGAACUGUGGUGCAGGAGGUGUCUGCUCAUUCUCAGGGAGGCUGGAGCAAGGUCUUGGUGCCUUUAGUAUUGUUGCAGGCGCUGCAGGCUGAGGGGCAGCCCCUGGCCUCUCUGCUGGCCCUGGGUGUUUUUUACCUGGAAGAGACAGAAGCAGAUUUCAUCAUCCAGCAGGGUGGAUGGAGUGCAGUGUUCAGCUUAGAGGAUGUGGAUGACCCUGGAGUGAUCAUUGCUGAAGACAGUAACGAUAUCUACAUCUUAUCAGGGGAGCAGGCCCCUGAACUGCUGAGCCCCCCCGAGUCCCUGCUGAUAACGGCAGACAGCAGUGGGCCAGGCUCUUGGCAGACAGAGAGCCUGCCCGUGUCUCUCACCGGCCACGAGUCUUGGGCUCAAGUGGGCAUGAUGGACCCCGAGGAUGCCAAGAGCCUGGACAGUGCUGAGGGCAUGGCUUUGGCCGAGGAACGCAGUGAGAACAACUCGUCCAACUCUGACAUUGUGCAUGUAGAACGUGAGGAGGCAGAGCUUCUGGAGGAGGGACGGGAGCCUGUAGAGGAAGAGGGGUUGCAAGAGAGUGUUCUAAGUGUGCUGGGCAGUGAAAGUGAGCUGGCGGCCCUGAGGGCGGAGCUCAGAGAAGAAGCCACUCCUUCUCCGGCUAAAGUGCCCGAAUUGCUUGAGUCUCCGGAAGACUCUAUUGUCAUCAUGGAAGCACCUGUUAGCUUAGCUGCUCCUGUUCCAGAGUCAGCAUUUGCUUUACAGCCUGAAUCUCUAGUCCCACCAGCACCUCCUGUUGUUGCUGCUGCUGCACCUGUUCCUGCUGCUGCUGCCCCUGUAGUGCCUGAUCCUCAGCCUGAGCCCCAGACAUCUCAGCCAGAACCUGUUUUAGCUCCUGUGGAGCCACAGCUUCCAAUAUCAAUUAAAGAGCCUCUCCCUGCCAUCGCACCUAUUGCUGAACCAGAAGCUGAGCCAGAACCUGUCCAAGCACUUCCAGAUCAAGAGCCACCAGCACAAGAACCAGUAGUGUUGCAAGAGGUGCAGGCAGCCCCCGCUCCAGCUCAGGAGCCUCCUGUCCUGUCUCAGGCUGCAGUCCAGGCACAGGCCGAGCCUGCCCACUCAGAGCUUCCGGUGCUGCUGUAUGGAGGUGCUGCCCUGGUGGCCAUCGCUGCUUUGGUAGCCUAUGGUGCUCUGGCUUACAGGAAGAAGUAGGAUAAAGUAGCAAGAAGCAGUUGAUCUGAUCUCAGCACCUGCACCACCACCCACUAUCAGGAAACCUGGGCCACUGUGCUGCCAAAAACUGCAACUCCUCUCACCCGCCUCAUGCCACUAUGUUUGCCAUUCUCGUUUCAUCCCUCAGUUGUUUUUAUUAUAUUGUUGUAGUUUUCUUUGUAUUUUGCUGAUCUGUUACAGCAUACUGUAGGUUCCUCUGCUCUGACAAUUCAGUGUUGACUUCAUAUUUUUUCUGUUUAGUUUUGCUGUGGCCUAGGUUUUCAUGUCUGCAAGGCUUACAACUGGGGAACCUUUGUCAGAGUACCUGCGAUAAGUCUUCAUUUUUGAUCAUUUGCAUUUUCUUUGAUUUUAGAAGCAGGUACUUGCUACACAAGAAAGAUGAAAUUUAUUUUGUGUUUUUGAAAGCAGUUUUAUGAUUUGCUAAGUGAGAUUGUUAUAUUUCAACUCAAAUUGGUUCUACACUUUUGAUUGAUAAAGGUAAAUUAUUUAGGCUUAUUUUAAGCGACUUGUGCCUGUUUGAUAUUGUGCAUGAUAAUAAUUUUACUUGGGAUUUCUGAAUUAAAUAUGAAAUGGUUAAAUGCCAUGGGCUAGCCUGCUACUCGAAAUGGUGUUUCACCAUGUUUUUCACAGCUUUUAGUUGUGACACUCAUUGAGUAUGCUUAUAGAAAUACAAAGAGGUCACAGCUAUAAUUAGGAGGAGCAUUUCUAUUAAUAAGUAUUUAAAACUGUGUGACUAAUGCUGCAUUCCAUUUUACCUCAGAUGUUGGAAUUUAAGCUAAAAUAUCCCCAUAAAUCAGGGUUCCUACAUGGAAAGUAAAAAGAAGCUCACCAACCCCAAGUUUAAAAUUCAAGAUGGCUACACUGCAAACCCACAGUAGCAAAAUCAGUAAUAAUUUCUGUCUUUUAAUGCACAAAUUAAAUCAGUAAAUCAAAUAAUAACAAAUGUUUGUAUGUAUCUGUGGACAUGUCUGUAAGGUUUGAAUGUGCAAAAUGCUGUAAAAUGCAUUGUUAAUAGUUAAUAGUGCUAACAUGGAGCAAUGCUAACAGUGAUUGACCAAACCAUUGUCAAAUUAAUCGUGGUAAACUUUAAAGUAUUUAGCUAAUUUGUUGUUUAGCUGAAUGUUUAAUUAACAGACAAAACAGUCAACUCACUGGUUUAACUCUCUCACAGCACUGCUAUCCAAAUUCUGGGUAAAUAGAAUGCAUCAUUAGUUUUAAUUACAUGCUUCCACUGGUUUAUCUGCGUUGCUUUCAGUCUGCCAUUGAAUUCCCCCUGGUAAACUCUAUGAACAGCAGUCCCAGGUCACAACAUGAGCUGGAAAACAUCCUUUGUGACACAUAACUAAAUAUGUGAUGCAACAGUAAAGUUGACAUUUUAACACACAAUCUAAUAUAUAAAGGUGCUAAUAAGGACUGUUUAAGCUCCUUUUAAUGAUGUGCAGAUGGUAGAAGUUUUAGGUGGUCUUAAUCCAGCAAAUCUCCAACAGGAAGAAAUAAUGAUGUUGAAGAGGUGUUCAGCAUAUAUUGCAGCUUACUGAUAUUCUUUAAGUGCAAUGAUGGGGAAAUACUUAAAAGGGGUGCUGAAGACAAAAUGAAACGUUACCAUCUCCAGCUCCUGGUGUGGUAAAACUGGGAAAAUCACCUUCUGAUUAUUUGAAAAAAACACUGUAUUGGUAUGAUUUUUCUCUCUCUCUAAUCUUUCCGCUAGACAGUUAGCCUUAUGAUACCCUAAAUCUACAUUUCAGUUUACACAGUGGUUUGAAAUUUACGUCUGUAGCUGGGACCUAUAGCCCACUGAAUCAUAAAAGACGCUUCCAAGUUUUUGUAUAUCCUCCUGAGACCCGGAUUUUAGCUUGGUGUGCAUUUUUUAUUUUUUCCAUCUAUUUAGGAGGACCUAACAAGUAUAAACUCCUAACUUUGUCUUCUUAUAUGAAGUCGUAUUUGCAACAAAAAAACAUAAAUAAAUAAAAGAAAUAAAAUUAUAAUAAUAAUAAUAUAUCCUUGUCAUUUGGGAUCAGCUGGACCCAAUGUUUAAAAAAAACUAAAUUUUAGCUUUGUACAGAAAGUAAAAAACAUAGUUUCAGAUAUAAAAUUCCAUGAUCAUUUUACCUGUCCCUUCAGUUUCUGUCUGGACUGGCUGUAGAAAUGUUUGACUGGGAUUCCCGCCAUCUUGUUUUCAAUCUCUUAGCUAUAAUGUUGUCAUGUGACCACUAGAGGCGGUGUGUUCAUAUGAAGCUUAAGGGUAAAAAAUUAAGUAUAAUGGUGUAGAGAAGCAGAAAUGUAAUGUCUUUGUAUGAGGACGCUGGGUCUCAAGAGGAUAUAGCUGGAAAAUGCAGCCUACAAUCAGUGAUUUUGCAACUAAUGUAUCAGUCCUGUCGGGUAAGAAAAACUGGGUAAAAGUAGAAAAUUAAGCAUUUAGAGCAGAGGUUAUUAAAAAGGAGGAAACUGUGAGUGUAUUACUCUAGGAAUUCUUCAUGCUUAUUAUGUGUUUGUGCAAGUCAUGUUGGGAAUUGCAGUGACAGAACAUUAAAUCAUAAAAUUAUAUCAGCUUGCUGAAUUUAAGGAAUCCUACAGACUACUGAAUAGCAUGAUGAUAAACUUACUGAAAGCUAAGUUUAGACCACAAUGCCCCUUUAAGUAUUUUUUAAAGGUCAGAGUAUCUUAUAUAAACAUGAGUAUUUAUCUUUUGUGCCAGAAAUAAUUUAGACUACACUGCAUCCACAAGUGGUUCCCUUUUGCUAGUUCCUUUUUUGCCAUUUGUUGCAUCAUUCACAUGAUCCACUUGUGUCUGACUGAGAAAAUAAUAUAUUUUUGCCCUUAUUUGGUACUGCUUUGCUGUGUCUGCUUCAGUCAUUUCAGCUUCAGUCUGCAGAACAUGACUAAAACACCUGAUUCACGGCUCACCUGCAGCACCCUGUUUUGCUGCCUGCUCUGUAUUAAUGUACAGCACUCGAGCAGUGCAGCACUUCAGUCUUUCCCUUUGUGUCUAGUCCUAAGAGACUGUGGGGAGGAAUGUUUUAAGUUUCAUGAGGCAGAAAUCUAAUAAAAGGAUCUGACAUCUCUGACUCAGUGGAAAAAAGUAUGGUAUAUAUAUUGUGACCCCCCUCUUGUUUCUACACCCAUUUUCAGCUCCACUGAGCAUACAGGGGCACUUUGUUGUUCCAUAAUUAGAUUAUUGUUUCUUCGCAUACUUUAUCCCCCUCCUUUUACCCUGUUCUUACGUGGCCAUGGCCCCACAGGUCCAGCACAGUGCAGCGAGUAUUUGGGUGUGCCAGCACUGUAGUCAUAAUGACACGGUGGUGAUGUUAUGAGUGAAUCAGCCACAGCAGUGCUGCUCGAGUUUUAAACACAUCAGUGUCAUUGCUGUAAUGGAGAAUGGAUGUAGAAACAAGGUCAUAUUGUCAUAAAGUUAUGCUUGAUCAGUAAAUAGAUUUAUAUAUUUUUCCAUGCUGGGAUAAGCACAAUCUAGUAAACAGAAUGUGUAUCCUGCAACUAAAAUGUCAACCUUGCCUUCCUUUUGUGGUUUUAACUGAGACCUGUUUAACACAAGUUUAUUUUUACUGGUGUGUACAGUAGAAAAAACACUUUUAUGAAUGUAGGGUUGUUACCUUGCUGUACUUCUGUGAACUGGGGAGCUGUUAUCAUUAAGUAACUGGUAUAAAUGUAGUUACCUCUGUGCUUCCAA
Astyanax mexicanus (Mexican tetra) is the source of this 5578-nucleotide messenger RNA. It is a transcript of the gene bcl2l13, whose product is annotated as BCL2 like 13. Gene Ontology annotation, cellular component: mitochondrion. Gene Ontology annotation, biological process: regulation of apoptotic process; apoptotic process. The record is from RefSeq and is a predicted model, not a curated record. Lineage: Eukaryota; Metazoa; Chordata; Actinopteri; Characiformes; Acestrorhamphidae. The transcript is spliced from 7 exons. The coding region runs from base 274 to 1872 and encodes 532 amino acids.